GUACGUAGAGCUGGACUCGUUCUGUUGUUUCUUCGCUCGUCCGGUAUGCAUGCGGCUUUCAUGUGUUCACUCGAUAGGGACGUUACGACUUACGCCUGUUCAAAGCUGAUCGCUAAGCGAUGCUCUUCGAGUAGACCAAAAAGCAGUCGACUCUUGGCCAGUUUUUACGUGUUCAGUUAGUGCGAUACGCAAAAUAAUCACACAAAGAUUAAUUUUCAACGAAAUUUCGGGGUGAGAAAAAUGAAUUUCAGUGGUCUACCUAUUUGUAAUAUUAGAGUGCAAAAAAGGCCAAGUGAUGCGUGGUCUAUGGUAAAUAAUUCCGGAAUAAGUGACGAGGAACCCGAUUCUGAAAACGUCCAACUCUCACCAUGUCUUGAAAAAGAUUCUACCAAGAAUUGCUGUGAUAUUUGCGGAAAGAAAUUCUUAUUAAAGAGUAAUCUACAAUAUCACAUUAAGUUCAUUCACAAUAGUAUCUCUUAUCCAUGUGCGGUAUGUGGCAAGACGUUUUCACUAGAAUGCAAUCUUUUCAUCCACAUUAAUUAUAUGCAUAAGCCACAUAAAUGUAAAAAUUGCCCAGGGAGAUUCUCAACUGAAAAUGAUCUCAAAAAACAUUUUGAUUCUGUGCAUUUACAUGCAUGUUAUAAGUGUGGAAAGAAAUGCAAGACUAAAAAAAGUCACAAAAAACACAUAAAUCUAUGUUCAUCAAAAUAGUGAAAAUAAAUUUAAUAUUUUCAGAAAGAAAUAC
Messenger RNA from Trichogramma pretiosum, 745 nucleotides. Its product is annotated as gastrula zinc finger protein XlCGF49.1-like. Gene Ontology annotation, biological process: regulation of transcription by RNA polymerase II. NCBI's taxonomy places the organism in Eukaryota, Metazoa, Arthropoda, Insecta, Hymenoptera, Trichogrammatidae. Gene Ontology annotation, cellular component: nucleus. The record is from RefSeq and is a predicted model, not a curated record. Gene Ontology annotation, molecular function: RNA polymerase II transcription regulatory region sequence-specific DNA binding; DNA-binding transcription factor activity, RNA polymerase II-specific. Bases 241 to 711 code for a protein of 156 amino acids. The transcript is spliced from 3 exons.